AGCUUUCGAUGUCGCAAUUUUAUUUUUUUUUUGCUGUAUUUUAUGGAAGAAUUUUUUUUCUUUAUAUUCUUUAAUCUCAAAUUUAGACAGAGUCUAGAAGAAGCAGAAUAUUGCACAUUACGGCAACAAAAUAUUAAAAAAAUCCAGGCUUUGUCGUGAAAAGAGACAGUGAGACUGUGAGAGUAUGAAUUUGGAAGGAAAAAAUCGAAAAUUGAAGGGGCAAUCCCAGACUCUGCAGAGUUUGCUUUUGUGGGUCUGUCCGUCUCUCUCUUCUCUUCCCCACAGCAGCGCAUCGAUCAGUGAGAAGCUGGACCCCGAAAAAGUUUUCCUUCCUCACUAAGCUUUCUUGUCUCAAAUCUCGUACCUGGUCUGCCCGCUUCCUCCAUCACUCUCUUCCGGGUCGCUCUCCAGCGGCAUUGUCAACGUUGGAAGCUUUCUUGGCAGCAACUGAUCGGACCCAUAAACUCAGCAAGAGUUUCUGGUUGCGGUAGGAGACGGACGGGCCGCCAUUGGCGAGGAAAAUGUUCACGGAGGGUCUUGACAGAAGUGCCCUCAGAUGGGUCAGAGAGAAGGAAGGCGUAGUCCCUAGUUCAAAUCUCAGACCGAGGAUAGAUCCCAUCACUGGUGGGGUUAAUGGCAGCCGCGGAUUUGUGCUGCCCCCAGCAUCGAAAUUCCGCAGCGGGCACUUGCCGCCCAGUGCCGUCCCUGUCUCCCGGACGAUGCCUGGUGGGUCCAUUGAUAGUAGGUCGGGAUCGGACAAUGAUAUGGAUACUGGUUUUUCUUCUGAAGAAGAAGGAACGUAUGGGGCCCGCUACUCGCAUGAAUCGUCCCCUCGGGAUGAAAGGGUCCCUAACAGUUCAGCUUUUAGAUAUGGACAAAAGAAAUAUGCAGGUGACUAUAGCUACUCAGAUGUCAGUUCUUCACGAGAAACAAUUGCAGGUAGAAAAGCCCAGGUGCCGAUGGGGUCUGUUAGGGGAAACGGCGAUGUGAGGUACUCAUACUCAGUGGGGUCCUAUGCUGACAAAGACUAUGAUUCCGAUUCAGCUAGUAGUUCGGAGUUCUCCACAACACAAGCCGGUAGCACCAAGAUCAAUGGGACUGCAAGUCGAGCUAGAGGGAAUACCCCUACUGGAAUCAAGGCAGAAGCUGCUGCUCAGAAGGGUAGAAUGAAAAAUUUGCAAUUGGAUGAGGAUAUUGCUAGCGCACCUCCAUUAUACUGUUUCACUCAAGAACCUAAGGGGGGCACAGACAUGGCGACAAGGGAUGGGCCUCAUAUAGAAGGACCUCAUACAUCAGAUGCCCGGACCACUUUAAAAUCUGAAUCUGGGAUUAGGCCUGAGUCUGACGCUGGGAACAGGAUCGAGGAGCCGUUUACCAGAAAUACAGCCAGUAUAGAGGCUGGUAUUCCUUCGAGUUCACAACCACCCCGUGUACCUGCCUUUCAUGCAAGUGCUCUUGGUCCGUGGCAUUCUGUGAUUGCAUAUGAUGCCUGUGUGCGGCUCUGCCUCAACGCAUGGGCGAGGGGUUGCACGGAAGCCCCAAUGUUUUUGGAGAAUGAAUGUUCUUUGCUGCGGGAUACGUUUGGGUUGCAGCAAGUGCUUUUGCAGUCAGAGGAGGAACUGUUGGCAAAGCGAUCUUCAGAGCCUAGCAAUGAGGGAGCUCUCACAAAACAUAAAAAAGUUAUUGGGAAGAUGAAGGUGCAAGUACGUAAAGUGAAAACACUCUUGGACCCACCAACAGGAUGUAGCAUCCUAGCUCUUCCUUCUCCUUCCUCUUUAAGGCCACUAUCCAUCAAAAUGGAGACUAUUCGUGAUCAGUUCUACAGCUUGCAGUCAACACUAUCUUCUAGAUGGCAAGCUCUUCGAAAAAUUCGUGCCGUGCCUCGACUUCCCACCAAUGGUUCCCUCUCCCGUCAGAGCAUGGCAUAUGUACAUGCUAGCACUCGGUACCUUAAACAAGUGUCUUCCCUCCUUAAAACAGGUGUCACGAGUUUACGCAACAGCUCAUCAUCCUAUGAGGUUAUGCAAGAGACGUAUGCUUGCUUAUUGAGAUUGAAAAGUACAUCUGAAGAAGAUGCCGUGCGCAUGCAACCUGGAUCUGGUGAAGCUCAUAUCUUCUUCCCAGAUACAGCUGGAGAUGAUCUAAUUAUCGAAGUCCUGGACUCAAAAGGGAAGCAUUUUGGGCGCGCUUUUGUUCAGUUGGCUACGGUUGCUGAUGACCCGGCUGACAAGCUACGCUGGUGGUCAAUUUUUCGGGAGCCUGAGCAUGAACUUGUGGGAAAGCUACAGCUUUAUAUCACUUAUUCGACGAGCUCUGACGAUAAUAGUCAUCUCAAGCAUGGCAUUGUUGCAGAAACAGUCGCAUAUGACCUGGUUCUGGAAGUAGCUAUGAAGGUGCAACAAUUUCAACAGAGAAACCUGUUGCUGCAUGGACCUUGGAAAUGGCUUUUAGCAGAAUUCUCAUCUUAUUAUGGAGUUUCUGAUGUUUACACGAAGCUAAGGUAUCUUUCAUAUGUAAUGGAUGUGGCGACCCCAACAGCCGACUGUCUUGUACUGAUACAUGACUUGCUGGUCCCUGUGCUUUUGAAGGGUAGCAAGAAAGGGACAUUAAGUCAUCAAGAGAACCGAAUCCUGGGAGAAACUAAGGAUCAGAUUGAACAAAUCCUUGCAUUGGCCUUUGAGAACUACAAAUCGCUCGAUGAAUCAUCUUUAUCAGGCAUUAUGGACGUUUUCAGGCCAGCGACGGGAACCGUUGCACCUGCUCUUGGACCGGCUGUCAAAUUGUUCACUCUUCUUCAUGAUGUAUUUUCUCCUGAGGUGCAGACAAAUCUGUGCCACCAUUUCCAGGUGGCAGCGAAAAAAAGAGCGAAGCGACUCUUGACAGAGACCGAUGACUACGUUGCAAACAAUGUAGAAGGCACUCUGUUGGACGCUGAUGCUAUGUCUACUGCUUAUCAGAAGAUGACUUCUCUCUGCAUGAACAUCAAGAAUGAGAUCUACACUGAUAUCGAGAUCCACAAUCAGCAUAUACUUCCCAGCUUCAUAGACCUUCCAAAUUUGUCAGCGUCUAUAUACAGCACAGAGCUUUGCAAUAGAUUGCGGACCUUCCUCACGGCAUGUCCCCCGGCGGGGCCUUCUCCUCCAGUAGCAGAGCUUGUGAUAGUGACCAACGACUUCCAGAGGGAUCUUGCUAGCUGGAAAAUCAGCCCUGUGAAAGGUGGCGUUGAUGCAAAGGAGUUGUUCCAUCUGUAUAUCUUGGUGUGGAUCCAGGAUAAACGCCUCUCCUUGCUCGAGACCUGCAAACUGGAUAAGGUAAAAUGGUCGGGAGUGAGGACUCAGCAUUCUACAACUCCGUUUGUUGAUGAUAUGUAUGAUCGCCUUCGGGAGACUUUAAAUGACUAUGAACUAAUUAUUUGUCGGUGGCCUGAGUACGUGUUUGUGCUUGAAAAUGCUGUAGCUGAUGUUGAGAAAGCAGUGGUGGAAGCACUAGACAAGCAAUACGCAGAUGUGCUCCUGCCUCUGAAGGACCAUUUGACGCCGAAGAAAUUCGGCCUCAAAUAUGUUCAGAAACUUGCAAAACGAUCAGCGUGCCCGUAUACUAUUCCUGAUGAGCUGGGAAUUCUGCUGAAUUCCAUGAAGAGGAUGUUAGAUGUUUUGCGCCCAAAGAUAGAAGCUCAGUUCAAGACAUGGGGUUCCUGCAUGCCUAUAACUGGGAACACAGCUCCAGGAGAGCGUCUCAGUGAAGUUACCGUCAUGCUGAGAAGCAAGUUCAGGAAUUAUCUGCAAGCUGUCGUGGAAAAACUCGCUGAAAAUAUGAGGUUGCAGCCCUCCACAAAACUGAAGAAGGUUCUUCAAGAUUCGAAAGGUAUUGUGGUAGAGUCUGAUGUAAGGGUAAGAAUGCAGCCUCUGGUGGAGCAUCUGUCAAGCACCAUGAGCCGCAUCCAUGCCGUCUUUGAGACUCACGUCUUCGUGUCUCUCUGUCGUGGUUACUGGGACAGGAUGGGACAGGACGUUCUGAGUUUCCUUGAGAACCGGAAAGAGAAUCGGUCAUGGUAUAAAGGUUCGCGGAUUGCUGUCUCGAUUCUCGAUGACACAUUCGCGUCACACAUGCAGCAGCUGCUUGGCAACACUGUCCAGGAGAAAGAGCUUGAGCCACCACGAUGCAUUAUGGAGGUCCGGUCGAUCCUGUGCAAGGACGGUCCCGAUUACCAGGACAACACCUUUUAUUAUUAGUGGGAGGUCAGGGCAACUUUGUAUGAGAGAAGAACUGGCAGGGACAGUUAACCGCCCGAUAGAUGAACGGCAGGGACAGUUGGUCGGUGACCUGUGGAUACUUAAAAGGUAAAAAAGGGAAAAUGUACAUAUGCUCGAGAAACUUGCUCCGGCCACCAGUUUUGUACCGCUGUUAGCUGGUAUUCGUGCAAAUAUGUAAUAGAAUGGUACCUGGCUGGAUCAACGUUCUUUUUGCUAUCAUGAUAGUAUUAAUCAAAUUUUGGUCCAAUGCGUCGUAACUUUUCCCUGAA
Molecule: messenger RNA, 4522 nt
Organism: Punica granatum (pomegranate)
Lineage: Eukaryota; Viridiplantae; Streptophyta; Magnoliopsida; Myrtales; Lythraceae
Source: RefSeq, a predicted model, not a curated record